This is a messenger RNA of Toxoplasma gondii ME49, 2752 nucleotides long. Its product is annotated as G-patch domain-containing protein. The record is from RefSeq and is a predicted model, not a curated record. NCBI's taxonomy places the organism in Eukaryota, Apicomplexa, Conoidasida, Eucoccidiorida, Sarcocystidae. Bases 699 to 1652 code for a protein of 317 amino acids. The transcript has 4 exons. Gene Ontology annotation, molecular function: nucleic acid binding. Gene Ontology annotation, cellular component: nucleolus. Gene Ontology annotation, biological process: regulation of ribosome biogenesis.
CUUUUCUGCUCGUUCUGCGAUCGAAUCUCGCGUUCUCUCUCCUCGCUUUUCUCGACGAAAUCUGUCAAUGUGGGGAGACGGUUUUGACCUCUCUCGCUGAACAAAGAUAACAUUGCAUGCAUGUUCUUAGCUCUCGAUUUUCUGGUCGCGAAACGUCAUUUUUGAAUUUUUUCCUCAAAGUCCACCUUCUCUCUCCUCUUCUCUCUCUCACCGGCCUGACUCAGGUUGCGGCCACGGCGCGUUCGGCGAGAGUUAUCCCCACUCUCGCCGUCUUGUUUGUUCCUUCCUCUCUGGCUGCUUCUCUUCUGAAAGUUACAUGUCACCAGCAGCUGUUAUUUCUUCUCGUUUGAGUCGGACUCGCAGUUCACUUCGAGCUUGUCGCCUGACUCACCAGGUCUCCUCGUCCUCCUUCCCGCGCGCUUCCCCGCUUGUCGUCGUUGUAUGUUCAUCUGCGGAGUCGCGCCUUCGGCCUUUCCUCGAGUCUCUUCGACUCUCUUCUUGAGCACCCGUGAAGAACGUUUCGGUGGCUCUGCAGUCUGGAGGCACUUACACUCCUGCGUCUUCUUUCCGAAUUUCUCUUCUUCGCGCCUCGCCGUCUCCCCGAGUUUUUCCUUCGUCUCCUUUCGGGAGUUCGCAGUCGCCUCUCGGCCGUCUCCUUGCCCAGACUUUGCACUGCACAGUGCGUAGAAGAACGAAAAAUGUCGAAGAAAUUCUACGAUCGCCUCCUCAAGGGCAGCGGUGUACAGUCUCGCCCGUUCCACUCUUCCUUCGGAGCCUCCAUUCUGAAGAAAUUUGGGUGGGAAGAAGGCCAGGGCUUGGGGCGCGAGAACACCGGCCGCACCGACUGUCUGCAGAUCCGUCGACGCGAGGAGAAUGUUGGACUCGGACAUUCGGACGCGAGCGAGACGAAGGGAGAAGACCAGUGGAAGAAUUGGUGGGACGCGAUGUACAAUUCGAUGGCUGCGAAACUCAAAGACGGCAAAGGCGCUUUUCACGCGGCGACCGAGAGCGACUCAGAUUCGGAUUCGAGCGCUGAGGAGGACGGAGGCACAGACAGAUUUCGGAGGAGGUCGUUAGUGCGUGUCUCACAGAAGCUCUCCCGACAGAAGGCCCCUGCGGAGACAGUCGGAGACAGUGUGUGCUCCGACGGGCGCGCGGAAGAGAGCGAAGGAUCCGAGCAGGAGUCAACAUCUGCAGAGACGCCCUCAACUUUGUCAGAGACUUCUCCAGUGGCUUUGACCGCUUCGAAAAGGACCGAGACCGCUUCUAUGUCUGCUGAAAAGGUGAAGCAAGAGGGAGAAGCGGAGGCGCAUCCGGCACCUCGAAAGAAAGAAAAGAAGAAGAAGGCGAAGACACCUGCAAGCGACGCAGCGGAGGAGGCCGCUGGAGGAUCAGAGGCUAGUGCUGUCGCCGAGGAAGGUGACAAGGAUGCGUCGGAGAAGAAGAAGAGAAAGAAGAGCCGCGAGUCAGAGCGCGAAAGCGAAGGGUGUGAUGCGGAGCGUGUCUCGGUCGAGAAGAAGAAGAGACGGAAGGAGAAGAGGCAGCGAGAACAAACGGGAGACGGUGAAGAGGAAGUCGGGAGAGACGAAGGACAGGACGAACCGAGAGAAAAGGAGAAGAAGAAAAAGAAGAAGCACAGGGACAGCCGAUGAGAAGGAAGGGCGAGGCAUGUCGAUGGGCGCGAUGCUGCAGAGAAGUCGUAUCUGCAUGGCGGUGGCAACUUCUUGGCAUUUCACGAUGAUGACUCGAAGGCUGCGGUGAUUCGCAUGUCGCCUGCCGUCUUCAAGCUCCCCAGGAGCCGCGUCGUCUCGCUGUGCCUCCCCUUCUUGUCCUGUUGUGUCCCGUCUGUUUCUUGUCUCUCUUCGCUUCUGUUCCUGCUUCGCUGGUCUGCCUGUCACAUGCCUCUGUGUAUACCCUCUUUUGUGCAUGCACACUGUCAAUGAAGAGCAACAUGAACUGUCAAGAAGGUACACGCACCUUUUCGGUUCGUUUCUGAAUGUGUUCUUUCCCUUGAGGAAACCCGCGUCUGGUUCUCGUUGAGCGUUUAUGGUUUACCCUCGUCCUCUCUCUACAUUUUGAGGUGGUACAGAGGGUCACCGCGAUGCGCUUUCGAUCGCAGCACGUACACUCCAGUACAUCUGCCUGCGUAUCUAUGCGGGGCAUUUGCUUAUAGAGUGCAUGUCUGCGCUUAUAUGAAUUUGACAACACAUCAGUUGCCCGAUUAGCGAGCUAUGGAAGACACGCCAGAGUAGGCGAUGCCUGUUUCAAGAGCUGCAAACGUAAGUACGGGACGACUUGUGGAGACUUUAAACGCGGCUCUGAUCGCCACCCAAGGCAGUCAAAACGUGGAUCUCCUUAGGUGUUGCAUGUAUGCGGGGAGUCUUCGUGGACGUAACCCUUGACAGAAUGUCUACACGGUAGAAAGUGUAGACGAGGCAUUUAGCGCAUCCGUGUGGGAUAGCUCUCUUUUAUGUGGUCCAUGGUACAUCCUGUCUCAAGGCAAUUCCGUAGACUUACAGCGCUCCGAAUCAGUAGCAGUCCUCCUGUGUGUCGAGGGUUUUUCACUCUACCUUGCAGGUCUCUCUGUCAGUAAACUGUGACAAUUAGCGGGAUGCUUAUGCUGCCUGUGUAACCGUGUCGAUGAACGGAAGCGCUCCGUUGGAGCUCUGGCACAACUUUUCUCCUGAAGGUGUGUGUUUCAGUUGUGGGGAGACUUCCACGGUCAAACACCUGACAGGAUCCUCCGUCGCCC